Molecule: messenger RNA, 721 nt
Organism: Telopea speciosissima
Lineage: Eukaryota; Viridiplantae; Streptophyta; Magnoliopsida; Proteales; Proteaceae
Product: universal stress protein A-like protein
Exons: 4
Coding region: 107-643 (178 amino acids)
Molecular function (GO): AMP binding
Source: RefSeq, a predicted model, not a curated record
GCAGAAAGAAGGCGGGAGAGUGAACGAGAGACUACAAGUAUCGACCGAUCGGUCAGUUGAUCGAGAGAUCCAGAGAGAGAGAGAGAGAGAGAGAGAGAGAUCAGCAAUGGAAGGUGCGGAAUCGGAACCAACUCGGAUAAUGGUAGCGGUGAACGAGUCGUCAAUCAAAGGAUACCCACAUGCGUCCAUUAGCAGCCGCGGUGCAUUCGACUGGACCCUCCAGAAGAUCAUCCGCUCCAACACCUCCGGCUUCAAGCUCCUCUUCCUUCACGUUCAAGUCCCUGACGAAGAUGGGUUUAAUGACAUGGACAGUAUUUAUGCGUCACCUGGAGAUUUCCAGGAUAUGAAACACAGAGACAUGAAAAGAGGGCUUCACUUGCUGGAGUACUUCGUUGGGAGGUCUCAUGAAAUUGGGGUUCCUUGUGAAGCAUGGAUCAAGAAAGGUGAUCCAAAGGAAGUGAUCUGCCAUGAGGUGAAGCGAGUUCGGCCUGAUCUUCUGGUUGUAGGAAGUCGUGGGCUAGGCCCUUUUCAAAGGGUGUUUGUUGGAACUGUGAGUGAAUUUUGUGCAAAGCACGCAGACUGCCCUGUGGUUACGAUCAAACGCAAGGUGAAUGAAACCCCAUCGGAUCCUGUUGACGAUUGAUGGUUCCCAAUCUGUGCUCAAAUUUGUAAUGUUUCCAGACAAUAUUACGUGUCACGUGACAAACACAACCAUACAUUU